Messenger RNA from Monomorium pharaonis (pharaoh ant), 1277 nucleotides. RefSeq lists its product as uncharacterized. The coding region runs from base 674 to 1036 and encodes 120 amino acids. The transcript is spliced from 3 exons. Lineage: Eukaryota; Metazoa; Arthropoda; Insecta; Hymenoptera; Formicidae. The record is from RefSeq and is a predicted model, not a curated record.
UUGAUGAAAACACCUUAAAACGACGCGAUGACCGCUCUCAGGUUCCUCUCUGCUCGCACUCAGCUUCUUACCGUGUCAAGCAGUGUAACAUUGCGGCAAAGUUGAAACAUGUUUACGUUGGGCACUGUGUCAUCUGUGUAUCUCGUUGGGAAACAGCCUUCACCGACUACGAAUAUACCGGUCUACUGCGACGCGUUACGCGACCUACCUUAUCUGCCAAGUAGGUGCGUACCGGAAAUAACGCCGCAGGGGGGCGAUAGUCGGACGUUAACCGAGCACAACUAAUGUGUGGUCCAUCGAGUGGCGUGAUAGGUAAAGACAUAAAGUGCAUGCGAGGUAAUCGGUCACGCGCGCGCGCACGUGUACGUACGCGGGUCUCUCCCGACGCCGUCGGUGUUGUUGUCGCACGGUGGUAGUUUCUUUCCGAAAUAGGGAACGCAAAAGGCAUACGACGGAUUCUCGCGGCGAAACGCGACGCGGUUUCGCGAAGAUUCAUGUUGGCGCGUGCGCACACGCGUAAGUAGACGAGCGGCGGCGGUCAGACGUGCGUGUUCCGUAGCGCGAAUUGCGGCGGUGGCGGCAGCGACGACGACGACGACGACGGCGACGACGACGACGUCGCGCGAGAUACACCGACGAGUUCGGUCAGUCCGAGUCGGUCGGUCGUGCGGACAUGCGGCGACCUUUGACCCGUCAUCUUUCCGAGGGUGGCGGUGGUGGUACAGUCGAUGGCGGUGGCGGCGAUAGACGACAACGUUCAAUUGCGAAGGGGGGCAACGACGAGCGCCCCGGAGGAUACACCUGGGCCUCCCGCGAUUACAGCCAUCACCUGUCGUUCGGCGACCUCUUCAAGGCAACCCCCACGUCCCUGGCCGACUGCCGCGGCCGCGCAGAUCCCCGGGCCGUCACGAUCUACAGACUUCUCCGAGUUGUUUUGAACAAUUGGUCAGACGCCUCGAGGCAUUUGUAUCAUCAACUUGACCGCAACCGAAUUCUGGUCAGUAAAGGAUAUGUCACAGAUUACUCGUUGUUGUAAACAACCUAAAUAGAUAUAUUUCGGCAUAUCGUCGGCACAUUGAAGUCUGAAGAUUGAAAACGAUGGCACAUAUACUCAAAGAUAUACUCAUACAACAUGAAUCUUGUCAGCUAAUGGAAGAGGUCUUCUGAUGCUGUAAAAAUUGCGGCAGCAACUAGAGCAGCCUGUAUAUUGCGAUUCAGAAUCACGGAGAUCCACCACCGUGGAAGAUGAUAAGCAAGACGUAUCAGGCGCUAAUUCG